Molecule: messenger RNA, 843 nt
Organism: Ambispora leptoticha
Lineage: Eukaryota; Fungi; Glomeromycota; Glomeromycetes; Archaeosporales; Ambisporaceae
Source: the annotation of a GenBank genome assembly
AUGGUAAAGAAAAGUCCGCAUCAUAAAGGACUUGGCCAUUUUUGCUUUUGUAUUGGGUUACGGUUGGGUUCAAUUUUAUUGACUAUAACCUGGCUGUUAGGAGGGAUAGCGUCGGCGGUUCUAUUUAUAAAAUAUCCAAUAUACGAGAUGAAGAAAGAGUUAACGAUUACACUAUUAAUGUUUUCAUUCAGUGCAACGAUAUUCGCAGUUUAUGGCCUAUACGCACUGAUAAUACGGAAAUCUGAUAAAUCAAUACGAAUCUAUUCAAAUUUGUCAUGGGUUCUAAUGGUCCUAAUUUGGUUGAUAUUAAGUCUGACAAUGAUAGCAUCACUUACCGCAUCGUACAAAACUUCACUUAAAGAUUGUCGAGCAUUUAUGAUUUAUAAAUAUCCGCCAAAGAAAAUCGAAGGAUUUUGUGAAAAUCGGGUAAAAACUAGCAUUAUUGAAGUGGCAGUGGGAACUUUGACCGCAUGUUUGGUUAAUAUUUAUUUUUCAAUAAUGCUCAGAGCUUACCUCGCCAGGCGCGAACAUAAAGCCCGAUUCAAAAAUAGACGUGACUCACUUGCCAGCACAGCUGUAUUUACCUAUUCGGUUAAAUCGGAUAAUCUUACGAACCGCAGUUAUAGUAUGGAUUUCGAAAGUCUAUUAAAGAAAAUCAAACCAAAAUCACUAUCAUCAGCACCAUCACAAAGAAGCGAGGAAGACGCGGCGGCGGCAUACGCGGAAUUCGUUUCACUACCUUCAAUCGCUUAUAAACAGAAUAAGCGUAAUACUAGACACAUGCAUACGAGUAUCGAUGCUGUGUUGGAAACUGAAGAAGAUAUUACUGACUAUUCAGCAUGA